Messenger RNA from Megalopta genalis, 6214 nucleotides. RefSeq names its product zinc finger SWIM domain-containing dorado (gene Dora). NCBI's taxonomy places the organism in Eukaryota, Metazoa, Arthropoda, Insecta, Hymenoptera, Halictidae. Gene Ontology annotation, cellular component: Cul2-RING ubiquitin ligase complex. The record is from RefSeq and is a predicted model, not a curated record. Gene Ontology annotation, molecular function: zinc ion binding.
GGUAGUGGUAGCGGCGGCGGCGGCGGCGGAUGGAAUAGAGGCGGCAACAAUUCUGGCGGCGGGGCCAGAGCCAGAGGGCCGGCCGAUGCGUCCCCCGGACCCGGGACCGUCGAGGACGGUUCCGGUCAGCACGGCGUCAUAAUCGACUGGGAGGGGACCGAUUGCACCGAUCGUUACUCUUUCGAGGACUCCGAUCGUUUCGAGGAGGAUUCCCUCUGCAGCUGGAGCAGCGAGCCAGAGUCCCUCUGCAACAACUGGAGGGGAUGGCGGAAAUCCACCUCCGUGUUCACCAUUGUCCCCGGCAAGAAGACCGCCGAAGAUGGACAAACGGUACCGACGCUAUGCGAGCUUGCGGCACGUUGCGUGGCCUCGCACAUCCCGUUCGAGCUGGUGGAGCACGUUUACCCGCCCGUGCCCGAGCAGCUCCAGCUCAGGAUAGCUUUCUGGAGCUUCCCGGACAACGAGGAGGACAUCAGAUUGUACUCGUGCCUCGCCAAUGGGAACGCGGACGAGUUCCAACGGGGAGAGUAUCUCUUUCGGCAGAGGAGCGUCAAGGACACGCUGCAGAUCGGGUUCCACCUGAGCGCCAGCGUGAACUCGCAGACACUGAUGAACGGCGUUAGACCACAGUUCAACGUGGCCGUAACCUUCGAUCGCCGAAAAAUCACGUCUUGCACAUGCACCUGCUCCUCGAAGGCUUAUUGGUGCGCCCAUGUGGUCGCCGUGUGCCUUCACAGGAUACACAUGUCGACACAGGUCUGCCUGAGAGCUCCGGUAAGCGAGUCCUUGUCGCGACUGCACCGGGAGCAAUUGCAGAAGUUUGCGCAGUAUCUGAUCAGCGAGCUACCGCAGCAGAUCCUGCCGACGGCGCAGCGUCUUCUCGACGAGUUGCUGUCGGUGCAGCCGAGCACCAUCAACAACUACUGCGGCGCGCCGGACCCGACAGCGGGACCGUCGGCUCACGACCAGACGUCGUGGUACCUGGACGAGAAGACGCUGCACGACAACAUCCAGAAGAUCGUGAUCAAAUUCUGCGUACCGGCCCCCAUCGUGUUCAGCGACGUCAACUAUUUGAGCACGACGGCGCCUCCGGCGGCAGCGGAAUGGUCGUCGUUGCUGCGACCUCUGCGAGGGCGCGAGCCCGAAGGGAUGUGGAACCUGUUGUCGAUCGUUCGAGAGAUGUUCAAGCGAACCGACCGCAACGCCAUACCUCUGCUCGAGAUCAUCACCGAGGAGUGCAUGGCCUGCGAGCAGAUUCUGAUCUGGUGGUUCAACACGAAGGUGUCGUUGCUGAACGGGACCGGUUACGGGGGCAAGAACAACAUGAGCAGCACGGUGCACGCCUCCCAGCACGCGUGCUCGUCCCUCUGCGACGAGAUCGUCGUUCUAUGGAGGCUGGCCGCGCUGAAUCCUGGCCUGUCGCCGGCCGAGCGGGAGAUGCUUCACAAUAGGUUCAUCGCCUGGCACAUGAAGAUCAUUGGCAAGGUAGAUCGUUGGAGGAAGAUCGUUGACAAGGUGACGAAGAGUCGAGGCAACUCGGUGUCCCACAAUUCGCACAACAGAAACCACAGCGGCGGACACAAGGACUCGUUGAAGCACGACCUGGCUGUCUUCACCGGUUUCAAGUCUGCUCUGGAAGCCUGCUAUCUGGACUGGGAGGAGUACACCCUGCCGGGUAUCACCUACACCGCCGGAAGCAAUCCCAUGUAUCAUUGUCCGUUCACUUGCUUCCGGCGCCUCGGGGACCCCAGGAACGAGGUCAAUCAGGUGAACUCGAGCGCAGCCGUGCUAAACUGUCAACCGCCGGUGUCUCAUCACUACAGAAGACGGUCGUUGAGUCUGGGUUUGGUGGAGUUCGUAGACAGAAACGCACGGGACUUGACCAGUCUCUGCGAAAGAGGCGGAGGCGGAGGUGGUGGCGGCGAUGGAAAUCGAAGCAGCGUCAGCUCCGAGGGUUUCUGCGAGAACGAAACCGACAUAGCCGACACGUUCGAGCCCCAAGUGGUCCUCUUCAACUGCGCUCAUAUGAAUAGCUGCGCGGAGGACUGGCAGGAGGGCAGCGGCGGGAGCGGGGGCAGCGAGUCGUCGUCCAACAGCAACGAAAGCCUGAAGAACGCUCAAGAUUCGGACAAGCACCGACCGAUCGUCUCGUCCGAGACCCAUAGCGAUAGUAGCGACAGUAGCAAUAACAAGGCAGAAGCGGACCUAAAGCGCAGCCGGGUGGUGAAUCUCGAACACCGCGAGAAGUCGCGGGUAGCGUUGCCGAAGGGUGACAACGUCAAGGAUAAGCAGGAGUCCGACCUGGAAAAGGAUCCGUCCAGGAGACCGUCGAAGGAUGAGAGUUCCUCGUCGAGCAGCGACAACCCAUCCUGCGACGAGUACCACGUUUACUAUUACGAUCCCAAGGCCGUCGCGAGCACCAACGGCGCGAACAAGGACUUCAACAAGGACUCGGCGUCUUCGAGUACCCCGAGUGUCAGCACUAUUCUGGGCAACCUGACGAAAACCGAGGAUCCUUGGGACAUUCUGUUCGCCAGGGCGGAAGGACUCUAUGCUCACGGGCACACGCGGGAAGCUUGUAUCUUGGGUGUGCAGCUCGGAGAAGAGCUGCUGGCCAAUCCUCCUAAUCUCAUGAUCAACGAGCCUCGCGCGCCCGUCAAAGGGAAGAAGAAGAAGCAACAAGUGAACCCGGCGUCUCAUCAGCUCACGUGCCUUGCGUCGGCCACUUUGGCAAAGUGCUGCUUUCUCUGCACGGUUCUAGCAGAAAAUCCAGAAUAUCAUAAUCUGGCUUUCAGGGUGGGUCUGUUCGGUUUGGAGAUGGCCAGGCCUCCCGCCAACACGAAACCUCUGGAGGUGAAAUUGGCUCAUCAGGAAAGCGAACUGGUAGGACUACUGAAGAGGAUCCCGCUUGGUCCAACCGAAUUGGCCAUCGUCCGACAGAGAGCCGAACAACUGAGGGAUGGGGUACUGAGGUCCAGAGGUCACGCGUUGCUCCCCCUGAUGCUGGCCAGCUUCAUAUUCGACGCCCUGAACACGACAAGAGUAAAACACCUGCCCACAGACGUUGACGAGAACCUCGGGUUCGACGCGGCCGUCACUGCUCUGGGGCUGAAGGCGAACGUGAGCGAGGCCGACCAUCCACUGCUCUGCGAGGGCACUCGACGUCAAAGAGGGGACCUGGCCAUCACGUUGCUCGUCCAGUACAAGUCCGAUCCUAACAAGGUAGCCAGAAUCAUGAAGAAACUGCUGGAUCCCGAUGUUCAUCAGCUGAUCAAGUCACCCAUUAUUCCCAUGUUCUAUUACGUGCCCGGGGUGCCAAUACCAAAAAACAGCGAGGCGGACAGACAUCUUCCCGACGAAGAGUGUCACUCUCUUCCUCUCGGUGGCACGGACGCUGGCAACGGUGACAAUGUCGUCGGCACCAGCAGCAGGCCGCACAGCAGCACCAGUGCAGAAUUGGAAACCGGAAUGAGCGCGUUGACGGUGCAACCGCAGAUUGUUCAGCAUACCGUGCCCACCAGGACAAAAGAGACAAGAUACAAAAGUAAAAGAUUAUACCCAUCCAUCCCGAACCAGCCAUCCGAGGCUGGAGCUCACUUCAUGUGCGAGCUAGCGAAAACGGUUCUAAUGAAGGCUGGCGGCAGCAGCUCCACGUCGUUGUUCAACCCAUCGUCCACUAGUCUGAACCAUCACCGUCCUCACAGGGCUCUACACAUGUGCGCUUUCCAGCUCGGCCUGUACGCGCUGGGACUUCACAAUUGCGUGACGCCUAAUUGGCUGAGUCGCACGUAUUCGAGCCACGUCUCAUGGAUCACCGGUCAGGCUAUGGAGAUCGGAUCGUCGGCGAUCUGGUUCCUCAUCGACAGCUGGGAGGGGCACUUGACGCCACCGGAAGCGGUCAGCAUAGCGGACAAGUCCUCGAGAGGAAGCGACCGGAACAUGGUGGUAGCGGCCGCGGAACUGGCAUUGUCCUGUCUACCGUACGCCCACGCGUUGAAUCCAAACGAGGUUCACAGAGCGCUUCUGCAGUGCAAAGAACAGGGCGACGGGAUGCUGGAGCAGGCCUGCAUCACCGUGGAGAACACCGCGAAGGGCGGAGGCGUCUAUCCGGAAGUGCUGUUCCAGGUUGCCAAGUAUUGGUAUGAAUUAUACGAGAAGGCGGAGAACGACGGGGUGCAACAGGACGACAUGACCCACGACCCUUUGCAGCUGGACAUGAACAAUGUCUUCAUGGUGGAGCUGGAGCCUGGCCCGCCGGUGGACAUGACGAACGGACAGAUGAUGCCUGGACCGGCCCAAGCCGUGGUCGUUACCAGCACUCAGCCACCUCCGCCACCAUAUUCCACCCUGCCAGCUAUAAACACGCUGACAACUUCGUUAGGACUCGGUAUGCACACACCGUAUCAAUACUUAAUACACCCUUACCACUCUGUCUCGACGUUCGAUGGCUCCAUGCCGCCGAACACGGUGACCCUGACACCGGCGCCGUCGCAUAUGCAACCGUAUGCGUACCACGCGGCAUUCCCGUCCCAUCCGGGACACCCCCAGCAUCCCCAACAUCCCCAACAUCCGCAGCAUCCUCAACAUCCGCAGCAUCCUCAGCAUCCACACCAUCCCUCACAGACCGCGCAACCACAGUCUCUAGUGAGACCGCAACCUCAGUACUACACGCAGCCUCCGCUACCUCCACCCCCGCCGGGUGGUGCGGUACAUCUGUUCCCAGUUAAGCAGCCCAUGCCAGUUAAUGUUCAUAGGCAGCAGACACAGCGGUACAGUCCACAGAAGCUCCGGGCCCUGGUCUCGGCCUAUCGCGUAGGGAUGCUCGCCUUGGAGACCCUAGCUCGCAGAGUGCACGACGACAGACCUCAAGCGAAAUACGCGCGGAAUCCACCUUACGGAGAGGACGUCAAGUGGCUGCUGCGAGUCUCGAAACGCCUUGGCACCCAAUACCUUCAUCACCUUUGCGUCUGCACCGUGAACAGCAUUGUCAGCCCGUUCGUUCUACACGACGUUGUGCUGGAAGCCGCGCAUUAUUUAGCUAGAAAUAAUCAUGCCCUCGUGCUACAGCAUCUUAGAUCGGCUUUCCUCGCGCCUCUCGUUCACAAAUGCCAACAAAUGUACAUCCAGUGCAUGCAUCAAAAGUUGUACCAUUUGGUGGCUGGCGACUACGAGGAGUUCGCCAACGUCGUCUGCGCUGCUAGGGCAGCGUUUCACAUCACUCCCGAAGGACCUGUUCAGUUCAAGGAGUGGCUACAGUCUAUCAAAAGAACUCAGUCGUGCAACAAAGAGCUGUGGGCACAAAUAAACGCGGCGUUGCAGCAGAAUGGCAAAUGACACAGAACGGAGCCAGGCGAGAUGUGGCUCAAUUCCCUUCCGCAUCUUCCACCACCGCCACCACCUCCAGCAACAACGACUACGGCAACCCUGGUUCUUCAGCACCCCUGUCAUUCUUGUACGCACGACAAGGUCCAGGAUUUCCACAACGACGCGCAUCGCCGGCACACGACAACGACCCAGGCCGCGUCUCGUACGAGCGCCGGACUUGGUCGAGGUACGGUCGACAAUCGCGUUCGCAUAAUCUUCGCCGGCGGAAACGGAGGGAAGGAGAUGAUCGAUCCGAAUCGGCAGUCCCAGUCGCAGCCGCAGCCGCAGCCGCAGCCGCAGCCGCAGCUACAGCUACAGCCGCAGCCGCAGCUACAGCUACAGCCGCAGUCGCAACCGCAGCCGUAGCAGCGGUAGCAGCAACGCAUAAUUCUGAUCUUAGUUAUUAAAUGUGUCCGGAAAGAUAAAAAAAGAACACGACUCACUGUAAUUGUAACUGUAAUUAAACGACGAUACGCGAAUCGAUGAGGGAAGGGGGAAAGGAACAGAGAAGAAAAUGGAAACAAAAAUAGAACCGAGAAAAGUAUAGAGGAUAGGAAAAGUUCGCGUCGGACAGUUGUCAGAGUUUUCCGCUUUUCGGAUCUUUCACCGACAGUGGUUUUCCCGGGGGAGUGAGAAUUAUCGAGGGAGACGAGCGAAGGUAUAAAAGGUAGCAUAUUAUGUAUCGUAGACGCGUCAUGAAGGCACACAGACACCAUCUCAUCUUCUUUUCUUUUGCGCAUAAUAGAGAGACAGAGAGUACAGGAGAGAGAGAGAGAGAGAGAGAGAGAGAGAGAGAGAGAGAAAGAGAGAGCAGCGGCAACGUAAUUGUAACAAAGAUACAGAGACGCAA